Messenger RNA from Microplitis mediator, 2346 nucleotides. RefSeq lists its product as uncharacterized. The record is from RefSeq and is a predicted model, not a curated record. The transcript has 4 exons. Gene Ontology annotation, biological process: sensory perception of taste. Lineage: Eukaryota; Metazoa; Arthropoda; Insecta; Hymenoptera; Braconidae. The coding region runs from base 250 to 1500 and encodes 416 amino acids. Gene Ontology annotation, cellular component: membrane; dendrite; axon.
AGCAUGAUUAAAGAUAAAAAAGAAAUAUGGAAAAGAGAAUCGUCAUUAAUCUUGCACGCGACUUACAGACUAGUUUACUAAAACUAUCAACAUACUAGUAAAGAUUAGAAAAAAAAAUAAUGAUAAUUACAGAAAAAAGUAAAAUCUUGAUAUAGAAACAAGCAACAUUCUCGUGCUGCUCAUCAGUAGGAAUCGUGACACCAGAAAGUAGACAUCAGAAAUCGGUCUGAUUCAUUGAUGAGGUAAAAAAUGAAUCGAACAAUGGAAGGAACAAAUUGGGUUGCGUUAAAAAAAAGUAAUUAUAUUCAAAAUGGCUCAGUGUAUCAGAGAUGUUACAUAUAUAUUCAACACAUAUUUUUCAAAAUAAUUGGACUGUCACCUUGGGCAAUAGACACUGGAAUCACUUCCAAAAACCGUAAAAAUAAGAAUCGAAACUACGAAUUCAAUAUUUCUUACAUUGGAUCGAGUUACAAUAUUUUAUUGUCUUUGGGAAUAAUUAUAUUUGGUUUCUAUAGAAUAUUUGAUAAAUCAUUAGCUCAGGCUAGUGAUAAGUCAUCUUUGAUAUCAGUGAUACUCAAAAUGAUAUUCAUAGCAAUACUAUGCGCAAGUUUACUACCGCUUAUUUAUAUAAUUAGACAAAAAAAACUCAUAAGUGUCAACAGUCAAUUCAAAAAUAUCGACAGAGUGUUGAACAAGUGCGCGAAUUAUGAAAUUCAAAAUAAUCAUGUCAAUGAUUUUAUAUUUAUUGUCAAUUUGUUAAUCACUUAUUGCUUAAUUAUUAUGAGUUUUUUUUACUAUCCAGCAUCGAUAGUGUUCUUUCUAAAUAUACCAACAGUAAUUAGUAGCGGGGUAAUAAUACAAUACGCAAUGAUUCUUAAUAGAGUCGACAAAAGAUUCAAAAGCAUCAACUCGACUAUUUCGAGAUUGGUUAAGUUUAAAUCGAAGGCAACUCAACCACAAAUGUUAUUUGUGACAUAUAAAGUACUGUCGCGUGAAUCGUUUUUUAAUGAUAUUGAAAAUCUUAAAUAUGCUUACAUGGAAUUGUGGGAAAUGUGUCAAGAUAUUGGCGAUUUUUACGGAGUUCCCAUUUUGAUUGCCAUGUUCUGUUUCGCUGUACUAACUAUUAUUCAUGUAUAUAUUAUUAUUUUGUCAUUAUUUAAUGCAAUCGCUAUACAUAUUAAUUGGCCAGUGGAUACAACACGUUUUCUAUGGAUUAUUUUUCUGUUCAUUGUGUUAACUACAAGUAUUACGAAAAUCAUGAAACAGAAUAAAAAAUUGGGGAGAACGAUAAAUUUACUAACGGAUCAGAAUUCAAUGGAUGAGAGAAUAAAAACUAAAUUAUCGAAAUUUUCGAGUGACCUUCGGAAUUUGAAGAUUCAAUUGACUGCUUGCGAUAUUAUACCUUUAGAUUGUAGGCUUCUAGCAAUCAUUACCGGUACAAUUGCAACUUAUCUCAUUAUUAGCAUACAAUUUGCUCUUAAUGUGCCACCUGAUUCAUAAAUAAAAAUUUAUCACAGUUUUUUAUUAAUGCGUGUCGUGUGCUCAAUAGAUAUUUUAUAGAAUUAGAAAUAUAUUAUUCGAUCUAUUUAUUUAUUCAAAACUUCGUGUGUACAUUAACUAAAUUAUAAUUGACGAUUAAUAAGAUUCGAAAAUCGGAUUUUAAUAAUAUGUGACAUUGUAUCAUUAAAUCGUAUUUCCGGUAUCUGUGUUUGGUAUUGAUUUAAAAAAUCUAAAUUAUCACUAACGACAGUAUAAAAUAUGAUAAAAAAGAAAAAGGAAAACAUGUUCUUUUCCAAACUUGACCGCAGCUUUUGAACAGACUGCCAAUAGUAUUGCAAAUGAAAAAAAAAGGCGAACAAUAUUUCCAACCUGAAUUUUUUUAGAUCACCGGUACAAUCGGAACGUAUUUGGUGAUUGUCAUAGAGUUUUAUGAUGACCCCAGCUAAUUAAUCAAUUCAAAUUUUAUUUUUUAACCGGUUUAUUGUGCCUAUUUUUUACUUCGACAUUUAAAUCAAUACUAAUAUAACUGGUGUCACUUUAAAUAGUAUACACACCUUGGCCAGUAAAAAAGAAAGCCUCAGACCACAUGUUUAUCAGCCUCGGCUUCGCCUCGGCCAACAAUUACAUGUGCUCUGGGACUUUUCUUAUUUUACUGACCUAGAUAUGUAAUAUACUAUUUAUCACUAUCAGUCGAUUCAUUAUUAGUGCGCAUUCUCAUAAAUUACUAAAUCUAAAUAUUAAAUAAUCUUCUUGUGCGUGUGCCCUUGUCUGUUAUCAUUAUUAUCUUCACUGCAUGCAUUGAACAAUUAAAUUUUUAAUAAUUCACCGCUUAAUUAUUUUUGUAUC